Molecule: messenger RNA, 7313 nt
Organism: Labrus mixtus (cuckoo wrasse)
Lineage: Eukaryota; Metazoa; Chordata; Actinopteri; Labriformes; Labridae
Gene: agap3
Product: ArfGAP with GTPase domain, ankyrin repeat and PH domain 3
Exons: 18
Coding region: 458-4480 (1340 amino acids)
Cellular component (GO): nucleus
Molecular function (GO): GTPase activity; GTP binding; GTPase activator activity
Source: RefSeq, a predicted model, not a curated record
UCUGCAUGGCAAGAGCUCAGAGAUUAAGGGGUUUGUCUGCACCGCUAACAACAAGAAUUGCUUGCAGUUCAUAACUUGCCAAGGAGGAAGGAUGAUUCAGUGGUUUUUAAGUUGGAGUUUUUGCAGAUUUAACAGGUAUUGCUUUGUUGGAAAACAAGAAGUGGACGACCUGUUUUCCUUUAGUUCAUCUGUCCGUGCAGAGCAGUUACAACAAAGUGUGGAGAGAUAGAAACUACCGUCUAAUUGCCUGAGUAAAGGAGCCAGAGGAUGCAGGUGGCAGCAUGGCUUUGCUCUAACUUGUUUGAAGUUUUUUUUUCCCAUGUCAAAGGUGAAGGAUUAUGCCUGGCAUAGGAAUUUAGUCUGAAUGAAGGACUUUAUGAGCUGGAUCUUUAUAACUCAUGGGCAGAAUGUGAACAUUAAUUUGUUACAGGCUUGUUUUGUCAUCGUGUGAAGUGCCAUGCUAUUCCUUAGCAGUGGGACCGUGGAUGCGACCCCAAGAAGCACAGCUGUUUGUGAACAGCAGCAGGGAAACACUGUUUACCACAUCUCUGUAAUCUUGAAUGAAACACUUGGACAUGGACCGGUGUCAGGGCCGGGAAUCGGACGGGUCGCCCACACCCUUGUGGAGAAUUGCCAGCCGCAAGAGAAGAUGAUUAGUGUUGUGCCACUGGAGAAGAGCCCCAGGCUGCGCAAGGCACAGCGGGCGCUCAACAGGUGGCCCUCCCUGAGCAGCACAGGUAGAGCUGCGAGGCAAAGACAGGAGGUGGUUCUAGAGGAGAAUGAGGAGGAGGUGGAGGAGGUGGAGGGAAAAAUGAAGACAGACAGGUUUUUGAAUCACCUCUCUAAGAACCCAGGUAACUCCUCACAGCAAGACACAGACGUGGCAGAGAUAGUCCCUCAGACAAACAUCCAGGAGCAACACACUCAAAGCUCGACGUUUCUUUCUCUCAAUGCCUAUACUAAAGGCAAUUUCUCCAGGGAGGAUGGCACUGUUGCAGGACAUAGUUCUCUGCCCCGGGCCGUGUUGCGAAAGCCACGUCCCGAACGAGCCCCGCGGGGUAGGAAGACGGUGAGCAUGUAUGGAGACUCAAUCAAGCAGCAAAAAGAUUCUCAGCCUGAACAAGAAAGACGGCUGCGGAGGCCCAGGAGUGUUUGCAUGCUGGCAGGCCCAGGCUCAGUCCUGUCAGAUACCCACACCCAGCACCCCUUCAAUAGGGAUGGCGUUUCAGAAAACCAGCAGUUGCGGAGCAGGAGGGCUGAGUUGAGGGCUGUGGAUGGCCUCAAUGCUGUUGUGGCUCAGCGGCCUUUGGUGCCUGCAGAGGUGAUCCCAAGGAUUCGUAAGAGGAACACAACACCCAGGCCUGUCAGUAUGACAGUGCUGGAGCUUAGAAAGAGGGGCUCUGACGAUGAAAUAGACAGCCAGAAGAGCUGCACACAUACUGGCUAUGAUGGAGGAGGCUUUCUCAAAGGGGGCUUCCGAUGGAGGCUUUUUGGAAAAUCACCUCAAGAUAAGAGCAAGGACUGCGAACAAGACGCUAAAUCUACCCCUAAAUCAAGCAAAUCUGAUUCUCCAAGAACUACACUGAGUUCGUUAAGACGGAGCCUCAGUAUGCGCAUCAGGAGAACUCGGUCCCGGGAAAAAUUUACUUUAGCGUCUGAAACGGAGGAAAAGGAUUGCUCUCGGACUAAAAGUACAGCUGAGGAAACAACACUGGAGACAACCCGACCUUUCUCUUAUCUCACAGGAAGAACGCUUCCAACUUCUAGUGAGCAGAUUGAGGAUGGGGGCAUACAGUUCAUUGAGUACCACAGCAGGGGGAAGGUCAAGGUAAUGGAGGUACCCCUCUGUCCAACAAAACUGUCUACCAAACCUGUUCAGGAAGAACCAAGCAUAUGGCAACUUAUAACAAACCGUUUCAGGAGGAAAGAGCAGCCACUCAUUGGCUCUGAAUCCGAGCAGCCCCAGAGCAACAACACCAGCCAGUCUCCCCUAGCCAGGAAUAAUAAGUCACUGCCAGUCGCUAUAGAGACUCACCCAGGCAUUGACUCCCACAAAGGUCAAGAUUCUUUUGUCAACAGCCAGGAAUGGACAUUGAGUCGGUCAGUGCCAGAGCUGAAAGUGGGCAUUGUGGGAAAUCUCUCCAGUGGGAAGUCUGCCUUGGUCCACCGGUACUUGACAGGCACAUAUGUGCAGGAGGAGUCUCCUGAAGGUGGACGGUUCAAGAAAGAAAUAGUGGUGGAUGGACAGAGCUACCUACUUCUGAUCAGAGAUGAGGGAGGGCCUCCAGAAUGGCAGUUCGCUGCCUGGGUGGACGCGGUGGUUUUCGUCUUCAGCCUGGAGGAUGAGAUCAGCUUCCAGACGGUCUACAAUUACUUCGUGCGCCUAUCCAACUACAGGAACACAGCUGAGGUCCCCAUGGUCCUCGUUGGAACACAAGAUGCAAUCAGCGCCGCAAACCCCAGAGUGAUAGACGACUCACGGGCCAGAAAGCUGUCAAACGACCUGAAGCGGUGCACAUAUUAUGAGACCUGCUCCACCUAUGGCCUGAAUGUGGAGAGAGUCUUCCAGGACGUUGCCCAGAAGGUUGUGGCCAUGAGGAAAAAGCAGCAGCUCUCAAUUGGUCCAUGCAAAUCUCUCCCUAACUCUCCCAGCCACUCCUCAGUCCCCGCUGCAUCUAUACCCUCCGUUCAUAUUAACCAGGCGGCAAAUGGUGGGGGUGCGUUCAGCGACUACUCCUCCUCUGUUCCCUCCACCCCCAGCAUAAGUCAGAGGGAGAUGCGCAUUGAGACCAUCGCUGCCUCGAACACGCCCACGCCCAUCCGCAAACAGUCAAAGCGCCGCUCCAACAUUUUCACAUCACGGAAAGCCAGUGAGCAAUCAAAGAGCGUUGACAGUAAAACAGACAGCAUAGGCAGUGGAAGGGCCAUACCUAUCAAACAGGGAAUCCUUCUGAAGCGGAGUGGCAAAUCCCUCAACAAGGAGUGGAAAAAGAAAUAUGUCACACUGUGUGAUAAUGGCGUCCUUACUUACCACCCCAGUUUACAUGACUACAUGCAAAAUGUGCAUGGGAAAGAGAUCGACCUUCUGAGGACAACUGUCAAGAUUCCCGGAAAGCGACCACCUAGAGCGGUAGCUACUGUCGCCCCCACUGCUAGUCCAAAAACGAAUGGGCUGACCAAGGACCGCAGCACCUUGCAACUGGGCAUAGGAAACACAGGUGCCCCUCACUCCAACAGCAGUUCCUCCCUCCAGACAGGCGGGUCUGUGUUUGGCAGCAGUAAAGAUGGCAUGCACCAACGCUCCUUCUCUGUGUCCAGCGCCGACCAGUGGAAUGAAGCCAUCAACACCAGUACAAGCAGCGGAGCCCCCAAUGGAAUGAGUGAUCCUGCAAAUUCCAGUGUGGGCAGCGCCACGAGUCCUAAACUUGAGCCACCUCCUUCUCCGCACGCCAACCGCAAGAAACACAGGCGGAAAAAGAGCACGGGCAUCACCAAGCCAGACGGCUUAUCGGCAGGCAAUGAAGAGCAAGAAGAUUCCUUUGAGUUCGUCAUUGUGUCGCUGACGGGUCAGACAUGGAACUUUGAAGCCUCUACGUACGAGGAGAGGGAACUGUGGGUCCAAGCCAUUGAGAGCCAGAUCUUUGCCAGUCUGCAGUGCUGUGAGAGCAUCAAGAACAAGUCUCGGUUAGGAAGCCAGAGUGACGCAAUGGCCAUUCAGUCCAUACGAAACGUGAGGGGGAACAGCUUCUGUGUGGACUGUGAUGCUCCCAACCCAGACUGGGCCAGUCUGAACCUGGGCGCCUUGAUGUGCAUCGAGUGCUCUGGGAUACACAGAAACUUGGGCACCCACUUAUCCCGUGUCCGCUCCCUGGACCUGGACGACUGGCCAGUGGAGCUCAGCAUGGUGAUGACAGCCAUAGGUAAUGCCAUGGCCAACAGCGUGUGGGAGGGCGCUUUGGAGAACUACAACAAGCCAGGAAACGACAGCACCAGGGAGGAGAAGGAGCGCUGGAUCCGAGCCAAGUACGAGCAGAAGCUGUUCCUGGUGGGACUGCCCCAGUCCGACGUGCCCCUGGGGCAGCAGCUGCUUCGGGCGGUGGUGGAGGACGACCUGAGGUUGGUGGUGGUGCUGCUGGCCCACGGCACCAAGGAGGAGGUUAACGAGACCUACGGGGAUGGAGACGGACGCACUGCUCUGCACCUCUCAUGCGCAAUGGCCAACGUGGUCAUCACACAGCUGCUCAUCUGGUACGGAGUGGAUGUGAAGAGCCGGGAUGCUCGGGGUCAGACUACGCUGUCCUAUGCUCGGCGAGCCGGCAGUCAGGAGUGCGCCGACAUCUUACUCCAGCACGGCUGUCCCAACGAUACAAGCAGCCUGACGUCCGUGCCCACGCCCAACAUGAGCCGCCGCAACCCAAACCCAAACAUCAACAACAACAACGCCCAGUGUGAGCUCAACCGCAGCAUCAGCAUCAUGUAGGAGCAGGAGAGCAGCCUCAGAUACAAAAAUAAACUUCCCCCUGUCUAUUCCCAGUACUUCCUCCUCUGUUCCACACUGUGUAACCCAGAAUCAGUACCAAUAUAGAGAUGUCAGGAGUGAUGGACACAUUGUUUAUAUUCCACUACACCAAAAAAAAAGGUGACGUGUUGAGUUCGGACAUUGUACAUUUUAUUGUUUUAUAUCUGUUUUUAUGUGUUAAAUCUUUGUGUGUUUUUGUGUUCAUUCAGUCUUGGUCUGAAACGAUCAUGAUCAGCUUUAAGCUUUUUGUUUUUUAAGCCUCAACCAAACAAAUGACUCACUUUCAUACCUACCCCUACGAAAAGGCAUUUCCUUAAUGCUUUGAACAUUUCCUUUUUAUGUCUUCCCCGUCUGCGACAUGAACAGAGUUUAUAAUGAGCGUGAAUGAAAAACUUCUUUUAAAUUUCUAUGCCGGAGCGUAAUAACAUAAAAGCUGUGAGGAAUAGUUUUGCAAGUGACAAAACAAUGAUGUGGGAAAGAAAGUAAAUCUUCCAUGAUGUCAGCUGCCGUUACAGCUUUAGUAAUGAUGCAUGUCUUCAACACAGCUAUCAAACUCUUGACAUACUAUCUGUAUACAAAGGCAAAGCAAUUAUACUUGAAGAGGCCAAAUGAUUUAGAUACUUAAUUCACAGGAAAAUGGGUUCAGAACAUCAUAAAGGAGUUGAUUGCAGAAUUCCUGUCUGGUAAAAGUGAGUCAUUUCCUUCGCUACCCUUAUCGUGAUCCUCCUGCAAAAGUGUCCGUGACUAUAGAGGAAUUAAGAGUCCUAAUGUUUUAUGGCCGUCGAGCCACAGAGCUUUGUAAUGGUGCCUCUUCAAUCAGAAUUCAUUCAAAUUCAGAGGUUUGAUUGAAACUGUGAAAUUGUACCAUUAUGAUGUCUUUGUUUGAGUAAUUUUCCGAUUGACGAGAUAGUCUUGAUAAUUGUUUGAGGUACAUUAGCACAGUUUCAAACCAUAAACCGUACUGGAAAAUCCUUUAUUAAAAUGGUACUCCAGAGAGCAUUUUACUCUUUUUGUUGCUGUGAAUUACAUAUACAGUGUGUGCAUCCAUAGAUAACUGUACGAUACGUAUGUGCGUGCGUCUGUAACUGUGUGCAUAGAGAUCAACUUGGGAUUUGUGUUCAUAAACGUCGGAGAAAGGACACUGGAGAGGAGAAAUUUGAGGACAUAACUGUGUUUUAAUGUACAGACCUCUGUAAAAAAGUAGUUCUUGUUCCCUCACCUUAAUCCUUACAUGAAAAGUAGUUUUAAAUGAACUAACUCUGACAUUAAGGGUGAAAAAACGUAAAACUACAUGACCUCCCCUGUCCUGAAAACCUGUCAGACUAAAAGCAGGGCACUAACAAACAGAGUUCAGGUGACUGAAAAAGAAGAAGAAGCAACAUUUAGGGAAUCAAAUAAGCAAGGAGUGUUAUCGAGGGAACUAUCUUUGGCGUGACUUUGCUUUAAUACAAAUAUACAGUAUUCCACAGUCAUGAUAAGCCAACAGAUUUGUAUAGUAAAUAGGACUUUAGCGAAGAAAAUAAUUCAGGUGGAGUUGGCACUAUGUCCACAGUGUAUUUUCCCUUUUGUUCAACUGCCAUUAUUGAGCUUCUAAAUGUCUUGAUUUUAUGGGUUUACAAAGGCAGGAUGUAUGUUUACAGAGCAAGUUUUAAACUUGGUACCUUUUAUUCUGAUGUUUCUUUACAGUAUUUCUGUUUCCAUAGCCCAUGGUGGAUGAACUUGUGGUUAAAAGAGAAUGUUUAUGAAGCCAGGGGAUAGCUAUAUCGUCAAGAAUUGUCAGAAUUUUCUUUCUUGAUCAAGACCAUUCUUAUAUCUGUGCAUUACAGAUAGAGAGCAGGUGGUAAGGCUAACGUAGCAAACCGUUAGCAUGACUUAGCAAAAUGUAACAUGAAACUCCUUGUAAAUGUACACAUUUUCUUUUGGCAUCUUUGUUUGUUUAGAAAAUCAAACAAAAGGGAUAUGUAUGUUUAAAAAAAGCGAAAGAAAGGCUAACUGUGUCACCCUGUUUCUAGUCGUUACGCUAGCCAAACUAAGCUAACUGCCUCCUCGCUCUACCGCCGUUUUUGAUGCACGGCCAUGAGAGAGUUUUCUUUCUUCUCCUCUAUCAGGAAGAAAGCUAAUAUAAAUAUUUUCAAAAAUAACUAAAACUUAUUUUCAGCCACAAAUUCAACCAUGUUAGCUUAUGUUUACUCGUACUGUACAGUGGUACUGGCCUUAUUUCUGACUUCUACUUGACCAACAUUUCAGUGUCCACCUGGAUAACUGAGAGGAAUUCAAUGUGUAUAGUGAUUACCUGAACGCUUAUUUACAUACUGUAGAUGCUGAAGAAACAUUAGAAACCUGCCUGUUUCCCCCCCAAUAGAAACAUGAAGUGUACAUAUUAGCUUUAUGCUUUUAUCUGAAGACGAUCUCCUCCUAGAGAAACAAACUAAACUGGUUUUAGGUCAACAGUCCCUUUGACCCCAUGAACCAUAUUUUGUUACUUUUGAUCUUCAGGCGUAUUUUUACUCUCAGUUUGAUCUCGACACUAACUGACCAUCUUUGGUACUUGUGUAUAAUGAUGUACAUUUGACAUAUUUAUAAUGCAGUAUGUAAAUAUAUUUUUGUUUUAUGGUUUUUUCUUUUGUUCAACUUAAUUUUCCUAUUGUAAUUCCUUUUUACGUUCAGAACGUGAAACAAAGCAAAAGCUAAAGAGUAACUUGUUGUAUGCUUGGAUGCUUGGCUGACUGUUGACCUAUUAAUAAACACUCAAAUAAAAUGAUGUAGCCUUUCCCUGCGUUUAGGGGAAUCAGCA